CCCUCACUCACUUGCCAGCGUCAGUCAGUGUGAGUUUGUGUGAGUUUGUGUGAAGUUGAUAAACAAAUAAAGCUUCCUCUCUCCGCUGUGUCACCGGAGGAGAGACUGAUGAGCACUCGCUAAUGGAAAUGGACGACGGUGACCCGCCGAGCUCUGACUGUGAGACAAGAUGGUCACAGCAACUGUCACGUCUUCCUCACAAGCUCCUGCAGCGCCUCAUGCCUUUCCAAAGACAGGGAGUGGAGUUUGCUUUACGGAAGAGCGGACGGAACCUGCUGGUCUCGUCUGAUGAUGUUUCUCCUCUCUCUGCUUUUUUGUUUUACAGGUGCAUGAUUGCUGAUGAGAUGGGUCUUGGGAAGACGGUGCAGGCCAUCGCGGUGGCGUGCGCCUUCAGGGAGGAGUGGCCCCUCCUGGUGGUGGUGCCCUCGUCCAUGAGGUAUCCCUGGAUCGAGGAGCUGGAGCGGUGGAUCCCCGACCUGCAGCCCGGAGACAUCAACCUGGUGGAGAACAAGAGCGACACCAUGGGUGUCAGCCACAGUAAAGUCACAGUCCUGGGUUACGGGCUCCUCACCUCCGACUCACGCCCCCUGGUGGAGGCUCUGGAGCGGCGGGGGUUUGGCGUGGUCAUCGUGGACGAGUCUCAUUACCUGAAGACCAGGAAUGCGGCGCGGACAAAGAUCCUGGUUCCUCUGAUUCAGAACAUUAAGCGGACCGUUCUGCUCACGGGAACGCCGGCGCUGGGUCGACCUGAGGAGCUGUUCAUGCAGAUUGAUGCCCUCUAUCCGAGGAUAUUUGGAACCUGGACAGAGUACGCCAAGAAAUACUGCAAUGCCCAUUACAGGUACUUCGGGCCUCGCAGGCAGUGGGACUGUCGAGGUGCGUCCAACCUGGAGGAGCUGCACCAGCAGCUCAGCAAGAUCAUGAUCCGUCGCCUGAAGGCCGACGUGCUCACUCAGCUGCCGCCCAAGAUCCGCCAGCGUAUUCCCUUCGACCUGCCCAAGGAGGCGGCCAAGGAGGCUGCGGCCAGCUUCGCCGAGUGGGAGCACGUGAUGAAGGCCCAGGGGUCAGGGGUCGCCGCCACAGACAACCCCUUCACUGAGGUCAUGAGUCUGGUCACAAAGAUGUACAAGCAAACAGCCGUAGCAAAGGCGGGAGCUGUGAAGGACUACAUUAAGAUGAUGUUGGAGACUGAGCAGCUGAAGUUCCUGGUGUUUGCACACCACCUCACCAUGCUGCAGGCCUGCACCGAGGCCGUCAUCGAGGCCAAGGUUGCUUAUAUCCGCAUCGACGGCAGUGUCCCAUCGUCAGAGAGAAUCCAGCUGGUCCACAAGUUUCAGAGUGACCCGGACACCAGAGUCGCCGUCCUCAGUAUUCAGGCUGCCGGACAGGGUUUGACGCUCACUGCUGCCAGCCACGUGGUGUUCGCCGAGCUUUACUGGAACCCCGGACACAUCAAACAGGCCGAGGACCGGGCUCACCGCAUCGGACAGACGUCCUCGGUAAACGUGCACUACCUCAUCGCCAAGGGAACCUUUGACGCCGUCAUGUGGUCCAUGCUCAACAGGAAGGAGACGGUGACCGGGAGCACUCUGAACGGGAGGAAGGAGUAUCUGAAGGCCGACCAGGCCGACGAGGACACGUGGGAGUUCCUCAGCUUUGCCGAGGCGUGGACGCCGAGCGAGAUGCCGCUGUCGCCACAGCCGGAGGGAAAAGCAGGGCGUCAGAAAGACGACGUGUUCUUCACUCAUUUGGAGAAGGAGAAGCAGCACGAUAUCCGCUCCUUCUUCUCCCCGAGCGCCAGCAAAGAGAAGAAGAGGAAGAGAACAGAACGCGAGGAAUCUUCUCCCUCCGUCGUCUCAGAGACGACCACUGCGGUGUCAGUGAGUGAGACAGACUCUGAAGCAAAUGAAGGCAAGAGAGAAACGUCUGACCUGGAACUCACCCCACGGCUGAAGAGAGCACGUGAGCCCAGGUCUCGACUCAGAAUGAGCAGCCAGUGGUCGGGUGGAGGUGUCGGCUCCCGCAGCCCCCACCCUCCUGUCUCCUCUGUGAGUCCACGGACACUGAGAGAUCAUGACCCUGAAACCGAGGCGUGGAACUGUGAGGCCUGCACCUACGCUAACAGCAGCCUGCUGCCGUACUGCGAGAUGUGCGAGUCCCCGCACUCUUCCUCAGGGCCACGCAGGCCUCAGCGACCUCGGCCGCCCGAGAGGGACCAGACAUGUGCAGUCCUCUCCGGCUCUGACAGCGAGCCAGGGCUCAGUCUGGGAAAAGCCCGGCCUCGGAAACGAUGCAAAGGCAAACAGAGCGGGGAGGAGGAGGAGGAGGAGGAGGACGACGGGGAGGACGAGCCUCAGAAAGACAAACAGAAACCGGGAGAAGCAGAGGAGGACGACAAGCGGCGGCUCAAAGGCAAACAAUCAGCGGGAGAUGGAGGCGACAGCGUGGCUGCUGGUGGCAGCUGCCUCCCCCCUGACCACACACAGGCAGAGCAGAGAGCGGCGUCUUCUGCUGAUGCUAAUGACCACGAUGAGGACGGAGACGGCAUCAGCGCGGCUCAUCCUGUCUACACAGGCCUGCAGUUCUGUGCCAGCCAGUACACAGACCGGAUUUACCUUUACACCAAGGACGGUCAGGCGUUGAACUUGAGCUUCUUCCCUCUGGACAUCAAACUAACCCAGUGGAACGAUCUGCCCGAGGCCUUCACCCAGCGCCGCCAAAAUCAAAUACAGGUGCUGAGGUUUGUUCAGGAGUGGUGCAGCCUCACCGCCAUGAAGAAGAAGCUGCUCCGUCGCAGUGGCCUCCUCUUCCACAGCCCCACUCUGGGUCUGCAGCAGCUGGCCGCCGCCCAGCGCCCGCACUCCAGCACCAAGAGAUACCUCAGCAAAGAUGAAGUGGCUCAGGCCUCACUGAACAAGGCCCAGCAAGAGGGAGGCAGCGUUCGCCUGGUCACAAAGGAAAGCAUCUUCACAAAGAGGCUCUCUGCCUCCUCACUCACACCACCUGCUUCACUCAGGCAGGACAGCGCCUCCUGUGGGACGUCGGCGGUGGAGCAGAGUGGUUAUCUGCAGGCUGUGGACAGCGGGGGCGUCCCCCUGUGUCUGUCCUGUCAGAAGACGUGCUCGACCAGUGGAGGAGCCUGGGACACUCGCUUCUGCAGCCACAGGUGUCAGGAGGAGUUCCAGCUGCGCUCCAGCCAAUCCUACAUGCGCUCGCGGGUCCUGGAGGCGGAGCAAGGUAUCUGUCAGGCGUGCGGACUGGACGCCCACGACCUGUUCGCCAAGGUCCGCGACGCUCCGCCCUCCCAGCGUAAGGAGAUGCUUGAGAACACCUGGCUCGCCCAGCUGUCACUCAAACAGCUGAACGAAAUGAUCCGCGCUCCAGUGGAAGGCGACUUCUGGCAGGUGGACCACAUCCGGCCAGUGUACAGCGGAGGAGGACAGUGCUCUCUGGACAACCUGCAGACGCUCUGCACCGUCUGCCACAAAAUGAGGACGGCUCAGCAAGCCAAGGAUCGGAGCAGGCGCAGGAAGAGUGAAGCAGCUGCCAAGGUUGCAUCAGACAUCAGUAGGUUCUUCAUCAAGAAAUGAAAUGACACAAAGGUUCAGUCGGGGGUUUGAAUGUGUGUGAAAUUCCCAGAAUCCUCGCUGAUUCCUUACAGUUUGAAAGAAGGAGCAUCAUGAUUCAAAAACCAGGCCUGGAUUUCUCUGGAUCUUAAGAGCUUUAUCUUUUUGUAAUCACGUCGCGUUGAUAUGAGUGCAGAUCUGCAGCUGCUGUAACGAGAGAGAUUUACAGUGACGACACCACAACGCUUCAUGCUAACUAAAGCCAACCUCCCCUCUUGUCCCAGAACCGUCAGCCGCACUGGUUUUGAUUUAUGACGUCCCCGUUUAGCCGGAGGCUGAAGUGGAGCAGGUUGUUUGGAAAGAUGCUGCUAUUUUAAGAUUGUGCACACUUGGUGAAAGGUAGCAGGUGAGAGAUGAAUUAGGCUCUUUGUGAUUAAAGGUCUGCAGCAGGAAAAACAACACGCGCGCACACACACACACACACUGGAGUGUCCUCAUUGGCAACAAGUGGCAGCGUGUACAUCUUUGUGAAGACGGGUGGAAUAAAAACCUAUUUUCAUGUC
This is a messenger RNA of Solea solea (common sole), 4129 nucleotides long. RefSeq names its product zinc finger, RAN-binding domain containing 3 (gene zranb3). Bases 123 to 3590 code for a protein of 1155 amino acids. Gene Ontology annotation, biological process: DNA repair; replication fork processing. Gene Ontology annotation, cellular component: nuclear replication fork. The transcript has 22 exons. The record is from RefSeq and is a predicted model, not a curated record. Lineage: Eukaryota; Metazoa; Chordata; Actinopteri; Pleuronectiformes; Soleidae. Gene Ontology annotation, molecular function: ATP binding; ATP-dependent chromatin remodeler activity; nucleic acid binding.